Molecule: messenger RNA, 1446 nt
Organism: Mya arenaria
Lineage: Eukaryota; Metazoa; Mollusca; Bivalvia; Myida; Myidae
Product: annexin A13-like
Exons: 9
Coding region: 150-1121 (323 amino acids)
Cellular component (GO): cytoplasm
Molecular function (GO): calcium-dependent phospholipid binding; calcium ion binding
Source: RefSeq, a predicted model, not a curated record
CAUUGAUCGAACCUGAUGCAAUUAGUUUGGUUAUCUGCCAAGCUCUAGGGCACAGACAGCCUCUUACAUUAGUCGAUUGAACUUGGGCUUCAGUUUUGCGUCGUUCUUGAGAUUGUUUUCAAGGAUAUCUAAAUACAGCGUAAUACAAUAUGGCGACCGUUCGUGGAGAUUUUGUGUUUACGGAAGAAGAGGAGAAACAAGCGGCCGAGAAAUUGAAGGAUGCCAUGGAUGGAUUGGGCACAAACGAGGAGGCGAUUGUCGAGGUUCUCGUCAACCAUAACAACGAACAGCGCCAGAAGAUCAAAGGAGCAUAUGCUGCGGCAUAUGGCAAGCCCCUGGUGGACGACCUUAUCUCGGAAUUGACGGGCGACCUAGAAGAGACAAUUGUUGCCCUCAUGAUGACGCCGCGGGAGCUGGACGCCAAGCUUCUCCAUGACGCUAUCUCGGGCAUUGGCACUGAGGAAACUAUGCUGAUCGGCGUCUUGUGCACCAAAACCAAUGACGAAAUUGAUGCGAUUAAGGAGGCUUACAAGAAAUUGUACGACGCGGAUCUGAAUGAAGAAAUUCAGAGCGACACAAGCGGCUACUUCCGCCGUCUCAUGUUCUCGCUGGUUUCCGGCAAGCGGCAGGAGGGAAUGGCGGAUUACGAUCGUGCCCAUGAGGAGGCGCAGAAACUCAUAGAUGCUGGUGUGAACCAGCUCGGCACCGACGAGUGUGACUUUAACGCGGUGCUGUGUCUGAGCAGCCAUGAGCAGCUGCAGUGCGUCUUCCAGAAAUACGAGGAGUUGCGGGAGGGCUGCACAAUCGAGGAUGACAUCAAGUCUGAGGUCGGCUCUGAUUUGCAACAGGGAUACCUCAGUAUUGUGAAGGUGGCCCGGAAUAGGCACGAGUUUUUCGCCGACUGGCUGUACAACGCUACAACAGGCGUGUGGGGAACGGAGGACAGCGAGUUGAUAGGAAUCGUCGUAUCAAGAUCGGAGGUGGAUCUGGAGUACAUCAAGUCCGUCUUCGAACAAAAAUAUGAAAAAACUUUAUACGAGACUGUGGAUGGCGAAUGUAGCGGCUACUACAAACGGUGUCUACUUUCCCUUAUUGUCGGCAAAUAUGUCGCACCCGAGUAACUCGUGAGGAAAAUAAUAUAGCCACGUCCAGCAAUUCAGACCCUCUGAAAUACACGUUUCAAUUCCAAUGUACGGACGGGAAGUACACACAUAUAUGUGAAAAAAACUGUAUUAAAUUAUCCUACGCAAUACUCUAGUUUAUCAAAUAUAUUCUACAAUAAUUGCUGCCUUUCAAAACGGGAUCCCAAACCCUGUAGUUCUUGGGUCUAUUGACGAGCACGUAAGCUCUCUGUCACAGUUCUUGUUCUUUUACACUAGAAGGCAAUGCUUCUAUACACCGGUAGUUCUGUUGUUGAGUAUGCAAAUAAAUUUCUACCUAUUAUAA